CCAAGAUCUAAUGGAAAAGCUGGUGGACGGGUGACAGCCUUGGUUCUCCGCAAGCGCAGGCUAGCAGCAAAUGCGCGAGAACGCCGCAGAAUGCAAAACCUGAACCAGGCUUUCGAUAGGCUGAGAACUUUUCUACCCCAGCUCGGCCAAGAUAGGCAACUCUCAAAGUACGAAACACUACAAAUGGCCCAAACUUACAUCUCCGCUUUGUACGAACUAUUGGACCAAGCGGAUAGCGGGGGGAACGUACAUUGAUCCAGAACCGGAAGUUGUUUUCGAUUGACGUUGAAACCAAAGGUAUCAUAUGGAUAAUCCG
This is a messenger RNA of Acanthoscelides obtectus, 316 nucleotides long. The record is from the annotation of a GenBank genome assembly. NCBI's taxonomy places the organism in Eukaryota, Metazoa, Arthropoda, Insecta, Coleoptera, Chrysomelidae.